This is a messenger RNA of Spodoptera litura, 3554 nucleotides long. RefSeq names its product nephrin. Gene Ontology annotation, molecular function: protein binding. The record is from RefSeq and is a predicted model, not a curated record. Lineage: Eukaryota; Metazoa; Arthropoda; Insecta; Lepidoptera; Noctuidae.
CGUAGAGUGCACACGAAUAUCAUCUAAGCGCCUAGCGGACGGCGCGACGUUUCAUUAACCUACAAACGAAAUAAAAUGUAGUCAUUGACGUAAAUGUUGAUGAGUAGAAAAGUUUUUGUGAACUUGUAUUAAUGAUGAGCGAGGGUUUCCGAGUCGGUAGUAACUUUGUGAGUGUACUGCCAACUAUUAAGGAAUAUCGAGAGUUUUUUUCUUUUAAAGGUUGUGUUUAUAUUUGUGGUUGUGAGCGAUGUGUUUGAUUGUAAAAUUGGGAUGUUUCUUCCGCAUUACGAUCCCGGCACCGCCGACCGCAGUUGAACGAAUUGAUAGUUUAAUAGCAAAUAUUACUAGCAAUAGUCCGAAUGUAAUUUAUUAAUGUUAGUGUUAUUAUUAGCUAGAAAAUAUAACAAAAUGUAUAGUGAAGUGUGCAUACAAAGGACACUGAUCGCGUUCUUCCUACUAGCCGUGACGAAUGCGCCGUCGGCGACGCAAAACACAGUUAUUUCAGGGGUGGUAACAUCGCCUGUAGCCGCGACGGUGACGCGGGUGCCCGCCAUCGUCGGUGGCGAGGCAGACAUGCCCUGUGACAUCAGACCACCAAUGCACAACGACAGUCUACUUCUUGUAGUCUGGUACCGAGAUGAUAAUCCUGUGUACAGUUACGACACUCGAGUGCCAGGACCAUCAGCGCAUUGGGUGGACGAGGCCUAUAUUGGUCGAGCCCAUUGGCACAGCGCGCCCAAUGCUGGUCUCAAGAUGCUGGAGAUCAAAGGAAGAGAUCGCGCCAUCUACAGAUGUCGUGUGGACUUCCACGUGUCUCCCACCAGGAACUAUAAGAUCGCACUUGAUGUUAUCGAACUUCCAAGUAAACCUGUCAUCUUCGAUGAGUACGGGAAAGAAAUAUCGGGAACUGCGGGUCCCUACCACGAAGGAGGAGAAUUCAAGCUGAUAUGCUCCGUUAAAGGAGGUUACCCGACGCCUCGGAUUCAGUGGCUUCAUGAUGAUACCGUGCUAGCUACGUUGAGUGCUGGGGACUACUCGCCUCCUACAAGGUCUUUGACCUUGGUCAUCAGGAAUGCAACGAGGGCGCAUUUAGCAGCCCUGUAUACCUGCACUGCUGAUAAUACGUUAUUAGCUGCGCCACAGAAGACUACUGUGAAAAUUGAUUUGUUUUUAAAACCACUAGGAGUAGAAAUAAUUUCGAGGGAGCAGCCUCUGUCUGUCGGUAGGAAGUCAGAGCUGUGGUGUAAGACGAUGGGGGCGAGACCUCCAGCCACAAUCACAUGGUGGCUUGGUGGCAAAAAACUGGAAGCCAUCACUAAAGAUUCGGGUGUUGCGGAAGCGAACGAGACCGAAUCGUUACUACAAUGGAUGCCAUCAAAAGAUCAUAAUGGUCAAGUUCUUACGUGCAGAGCGGAACAUCCGAACUUCAACCAUUCUAGCAUUGAAAGCAAACUGCAGUUGAAUGUGUAUUAUAUGCCAGAAGCAAAGAUUCACCUUGGGGCUAAGAUGAACCCGAAUGACAUUGAGGAGGGUGAUGACGUGUACUUCGGCUGUAAGGUGGAUGCCAAUCCGCCUGCCUACAAAGUUGUUUGGGAACAUAAUGGUGUUCUACUGCAACACAAUCCUGCGAACGGUGUUAUACUGACGGGAAACACCAACCUGGCACUACGGAACGUGUCCAGACUUCAAGCAGGGCGCUAUACGUGUACCGCUUCCAACGUCGAAGGGGACGGCAAGUCGCCAUAUUUGCAUAUGCAAGUUGUUUAUAGACCAUUAUGCCAAAGAAAAGAGAUGAAGAUAAUAGGAGCAGCUUUACAAGAACCUACAACAGUCACGUGUGAAGUCGAUGCCUUUCCACCACCAGAUACCUUCGAGUGGACCCUUAAUAACUCAGCGGGUUCCAUCAAAGUUGAUCCUGAUCGGUUCACAGUAGAAGGAAAGGAGGGCAAGUCUCUACUGACGUAUACACCGGUGUCCGAUGUCGACUACGGGACGUUAUCGUGUCGAGCAACGAACUUGGCUGGGCAGCAAGUGACGCCGUGUGUUUACACACUGCUGCCGGCGACGAGGCCGGAUCCGCCCACCAAUUGUACUGUGUACAACCUGACUGAUGAUUCGCUGGAUCUUAUGUGUUUACCAGGUUACGAAGGUGGUCUCCAAUGCGUCUACGUGGUCGAAGUAUGGGCUGCCGAAGGAUUAGUAGUCAACGCGAGCAAUGGCGGUGCAUUAUGGAAUCUAAGAAGACUUGGAGCUAACAGGCAGUUGAGGUUAAUAGUGUACGCAGCUAAUGCACGAGGACGAUCAGAACAUGUUGCCUUUCCUGUUGAAACUGCAGUUAGAUUGGCUCCGAGGACUGAACCACAAGAAGCAUGGGAAGUGAAUUGGGCAGUCGGCGUGUUUCUCGGUGCUGCGUUGACCAUCGCUUUUGUUCUAUGCCUUGCUCUCAUCGCAACGAAAGUACGACAGAGAUCACGGGAUUAUGAAGUAACGCUUCCAUCAAUAAAGAACCAGAAAGUGAUCGUGCAGAAGAGGAAUUCCCCUCAAAAUGCUGAUGACAAGAACCCUGAUCUUAUUCCGUUAAGCAAAGGUGUUACAGAGGCUACACCCGAUCCUCCCUUGUACUCUGCAAUUGCUCAACCAAAAAAUUCAAACAGCGCGCACAGCUUGCAACGUACACAGACGCCGGUGACGCCAAUCUCAUCACACGCACACUAUACUGAUAUGCAGAAUGAUUCCGGUCGAGGUAUGAUCAACGGUGCAAUGAGGUCACAUCGAGAAAUUGUCACCACAAGGACACCGUUGUUAGCGGCGCAUCAAGAAAGCUGUGUAUAAAUGCCAUAUCCAUUUUUAUUUCAUAACCAAGUCGUCGGGGAUAGUGCAAAUCCGCGAAUCUAACAUACGUAAAUGCCGCGUAUCCGCAAUCUGCAAUAGGUCCAGUUUCACAAGGAAGGUUAAAACUUAACAAUUUUAUUAGUUCAAUGAAUUUGAAGCUCAUUUUUACAUAAUAAAAAUGAGUCGCAAUGAACUCGUGUCGAGGUGGUGGCACCCAAUUAAGAUUCUGCGUGAUAUUUCCACGACAAUUAGAAUUAGUUACAUUUGUCAGAUACGCGGAAUUAUCCAAUGCUAGUUCCGCGGAUUUGGCACUAUCUCCGACGAAAUUCUUGUAAAUGUGAAAAAAAUAAUAUUAAAGUUGAUAUUGUUAUCUUAUUUUAAAUCGAUUCGCAAUAACAGUAAUGCGUUCUAGCAGUUAUAAAAAUAAGACAAUGACUGAUGAACAAUUAUUAAGUAAAUAAAAAGAUAAUUAUUAGAAAAAUUAUUGAAUAAAUUGUUUUAAUGAUAAUAUUAGUUAGAUACUCUUUAAGAGAAUGAUGGACGGCUCUAAGCUCCUUUAGGAUACAUAGACCUAAGUACCAAUCUGUAAAUAUAAUAUUACAUAUAAAAAUUGUGUUUCGAUAUUCACAUAUGGAAUUUCAUUUCGCAAUGCACUAAUAGAAGAUUUAAAUGUAAUUAUUACAAUAAAUAAAAUGUAAAAAGUUAAUGUCAUAUAAGUGUCA